Molecule: messenger RNA, 2025 nt
Organism: Baudoinia panamericana UAMH 10762
Lineage: Eukaryota; Fungi; Ascomycota; Dothideomycetes; Mycosphaerellales; Teratosphaeriaceae
Exons: 1
Coding region: 1-2025 (674 amino acids)
Biological process (GO): endonucleolytic cleavage in ITS1 to separate SSU-rRNA from 5.8S rRNA and LSU-rRNA from tricistronic rRNA transcript (SSU-rRNA, 5.8S rRNA, LSU-rRNA)
Cellular component (GO): 90S preribosome; nucleolus
Source: RefSeq, a predicted model, not a curated record
AUGGCUGAAGAGGAAAGGCCAGCCAAGAGAACGAGAUUGCUGUCUGAUGAUGAAGCCAGUUCGGAAGACGAGGGUGAAGGCGUUCUGUUGCCGCACGUCGCUGAAGGCUUAAAAAUCAACGAAGAGUAUGCGAAACGCUUUGAGCACAACAAGAAGCGCGAAGAUAAGCAUCGCUUAGAAGAGGUGUAUGGUAAGGCGAGAAGACCCAAUGGUGUUGAUGGGGAGAACCGCGACGAUUUUGGAGGCGAGGACGAAUCGUCAACCGAUGAGUCGGAAGAUGACGAGGCGGAUCUUGUUGAUGCGGAUGUGGAUCGGGAAAUCUCAGACACCUUGCAAGCGCUGAGGAGCAAGGAUCCAAGGAUUUACGACAAGGACUUCCACUUCUACAAAGAGUUCGAAGCAGAGGCGGCGGGCGGACAGGUCGGCGCGAAGAAGGAGAAACCGAUGUAUUUGCAAGAUUACCACAGAGAGAACCUUAUGGCUGGCCAGAACGGCGAUGUGGACGCCGAGGAAGCAGCUGUGCCUCCACAAACGUUCCAGCAGGAACAAGAUGCACUCAGAAGGGACCUUGUCGGCAAGAUGCACGCUUCGGUGGCGCAUGAGGAUGAUGAGGCUGAGGAUGAGGACGACUUCCUGGUUGCUAAGCCAAAGCAAAAGCACAACAGUCUACCCUCUGCCACCGUUGCGCCGCGGAAGAAGAUCACGGAAGAGGACAUAGCGCUGGCGGACAAGGACCCCGAAACGUUCCUUUCGAACUUCAUGGCUGCACAGGGUUGGCGGACAGCAGAAGGCUCGCGCUUCCAAGCCUUCGACUCCGAUGACAGUGAGGAUGAGCGCCGAGCUGAAGUCUUCGAAGAAGCCUACAAUCUGCGCUUCGAAGACCCUGAGACAGCAAAUGAGACGUUGAGGUCGUACGGCAGAGACGUAGGCAAAUAUGGCGUGCGGCGAGAAGACAAGACGGGACGUCAGAAGGCGAGAGAGCGAGAGAAGGAGAGGAAGGAAGCUGAGAAGCGUGAGCGGGAGGAGGACAAGGCGCGGUUGAGGAGGCUGAAGAUUGAAGAGGCGGAGGAGAAGUUGAAGCGCAUUAAGGAUGCUGCUGGGCUUCGAGGGAAAGAUGUUGACCUUUCGCAGUGGCGAGACAUUCUUGAAGGGGACUUUAACGACGAUGAGUGGGAUCAGGAGAUGCAGCGAAGGUUCGGCGACAAUUACUACGAGGAUCGGGAUGCUGAUGGCGUCGACUCUGAUGCUGAAACAGCGGACGCUGCGAGUACGAGAGCUAAGCUAAAGAAGCCAAAGUGGACGGAUGAUAUUGACAUUAAAGAUCUGGUGCCUGAAUUUGAGAAUGAGGAUGUAAAGCCACAAUUCUCAAUUUCGGACGAUGAGGAUGGUGGGUACGACGACGAAUUAGAAGGCGGUGCACCUCUACCUGUGGGCGGCGAUGCCGAUGAAGAGACUGCCGGGGAUGUCCCGAAGAAAAAGCGCAAGACGAAGAAAGACCGCCAGCAAGACAAAGCCGAGGCCAAGCGCGCCGCACGCAAGGAACGCCUAGCUAUCGAAGAGAUGAUAGACUCUGCGCUGCCGCUCUCAGCUGGAGCAACUCGCGAGAAGAAGGGACCCGCCGUUGGCUUCCGCUACCGCGCGACAAGUCCCACCUCCUUUGGCUUGUCGGCACGAGACAUUCUCUUCGCGGAAGACAGCCAGCUGAACGAGUACGCCGGUCUCAAGAAGCUUCAUGCGUUUCGUGACGCGGAAAAGAAGCGGCGAGAUCGGAAGAAGAUGUCGAAGAAGGCAAGGUUGAGGCAGUGGCGGAAGGAGACGUUUGGGAGGGAGGAUGAGCCUGCUGGAGGGUUUGAGAGGGUUCUGGAACGGGCCCUAGGUGGACAUGGCAAUGGUGAAGCGCUUGAGCGGAAGAGGAAAGCAGAUGACGGUGAGGGCGCUGGCAAUGUCGUAGAGGGUGAGCGGAGGAAGAAGCGCAGGAGGGCGAAGAAGCUGGCAGCUAGUGAUGAGGUGAAAGUCAGAGCUUAG